Messenger RNA from Corylus avellana, 1605 nucleotides. RefSeq names its product TPX2 (targeting protein for Xklp2) protein family. Lineage: Eukaryota; Viridiplantae; Streptophyta; Magnoliopsida; Fagales; Betulaceae. Gene Ontology annotation, molecular function: microtubule binding. The record is from RefSeq and is a predicted model, not a curated record. Gene Ontology annotation, biological process: microtubule cytoskeleton organization.
GAGAGACACACACACAUUCACAGCUCGAUAAGGCGAAGGAGAGAGAGAGAGAGAGACUAUCGUCCACAAAGGCCGAAGAGACCAGAGAGUUCUUUGUCUCUCCACAGAUCGGACUACAACCUGCAAUGGGGAUAGAAGUUACAGAUAUUUGUAUGGACAAGGAGCCAGAUUGUGUCAUAGUUUAUUCAAAUGGUGUUUCCCACGAUUCAAAUAGUGAAACUGCUCCCAAUCAGCAUGAUGGUUCAGAGUCGGAUGAGCAUAUUAAUGAGGGUCCUGAAAUCCAAAGUUCAGAAGAGAGCACUGAAGCAAAGGAAUAUGAAGUGAAGGAAUGUACCAAUGAAAUUUCAGUUGAGGUAUCUGAACUCUGUCAUAAUGAGAAAUAUAAGGAAGAGCAGAAUGUAGUAGACUCACACUUCAAAGCUGGCCUGCCUGAGGAAAAGGUAAAAUCAGAAAGCCAGAAGAAAAAGGACAAUAAUAAGUCACGGGGUUCUAUCAAACAAGCAUCUAGAACUGUUGCUGCAAAUGUUCAAACAAAACAUACCGUUCCACAGCCCUUUGCCCUAGCAACUGAAAAGCGUGCCUCAUGUGGAACUCGUCCUGCUGGUGCUCAACCUGAUACCAGCACUGGUGUGAAUAAAUCGCAUAAUGCAAACAAUAGGCGACAUCCAAAUACCACAAAGCCCAAUCAGAAAAUAUCACAAAAUGCAUUGAGGAAGCCACUGCAACCAGAUAACAAGAAGCAUCCUGAUGAAGAAGAUUCCUGCUCUGUUGCUUCCUCCACUGCAGUGUCUGCACGUGCAAUUAACUCCGGGGCAACUGUUGCAGCAGCUCCAGUGUUUAGGUGCACUGAACGUGCAGAGAAACGGAAGGAGUUUUAUUCAAAAUUAGAGGAGAAACAACAAGCCUUGGAGGCUGAGAAAACUCAAAGUGAAGCAAGGACAAAGGAAGAGAAAGAGGCAGCUAUUAAACAACUGAGGAAGAGUUUAAUGUUUAAGGCAAGCCCAAUGCCAAGCUUCUACAAUGAGGGACCUCCACCUAAGACUGAACUUAAGAAGCUGCCACCAACUCGUGCAAGAUCGCCAAAGCUGGGCAGAAGGAAGAGCUGUAGUGAUGCAGUCAAUUCAUCCCAGCGAGACAAGGUGAAAGGAGCUGGUGGUCUGGGAAAUCGCCGGAGUCUUGGUAUUUACAAAGAGGGGACUACCGCCAAUGGUUCCAGCAUUAUCAAGGAUCAAAGCAACAUCCAGAAUGGUAAUGCCAAUUACAAAUUCAAAGAUGAAUCUAAAGAAGCAGAAGAGAUAAGCAAGUCAAUUGUGACCAAGGUAAAUGGUCAGGGGAACAUGGACAUUGAAGUCCAUUCUUGAGUUUCUGGUGAGUUUUCUAAUUUAUAAGAGGAAAUGGGUCUUCCUUUUCUCAAGUUUUAUUGUGACUGCUCUCAAAAAUAUAUGUAAGUUAUUUCCCUUAACUUGCAAGGACUUGUUGCAGGGCUUUAUUUAAUGUAUGAUGUAUAAAUUCUGUAAGUUAUGUAUAAAAGUAUUCAUCUUUGUAAAAACUCUUGAAUUUUUAUUUGCCAUAUUGGAAACGGAAGUGUUUUUGUAUAGGCCCCAU